AUGCUUCUCCAACUUGGUCGUAGUCAAUCAAUUCUAACCUAUCGUUCUUUGGGUGCCAGAAGAUUCGCCUCAUCACAUUCUCAUUCAGACGCUAAAAUUGAGCGAAAAUCUGAUGAUUAUCGGCCAGGAAGCGAUUCUUAUGCUUAUGAAAACCCAUGGCCAAAAUUGAAUGGUGGAAGAUUGGAUUGGUUGUUCGGAGAUGGUUGGAGAAGACCUUUGGCUAAAGAUCAAGGAGCAAAAAUGGUGAUUAUUUUUUAGAGCUUUGAUUCGUUGUUAGAUUAUUUUUUUGUAAAACAAUAACUGGAAUUUUGCUUUUUCUGAUUUCAUUAUUUUUCUAAAAUCUUCUUAUUUCAGCGUCGCGAAUGGAUUUGGUUCUCUCAAGUUGCUCAUGAUGAACAUAAAGAUUGGACUCGUUUCCAUCAAGUUUCAUUCCUUCUUUUCACAGUUUUAACAACAUGGUUCACUUGUUGGAUUAUGUUUGCUCGACCAGAUUGGCCAAUGGGAAGAGAAUGGGCAUUGAGAGAGGCACAUUUGGAAAUUGCGAGAAGAGAAAAAGCUGGACUUCCGCUAAUUAGCCCCGAUUUGAUUGCGAGAGAAAGAGUUGCCGCAACUUUACCAGCUGAUGAAGAACUCCGCGAUUUCGAUGUUCUUAUUUAA
Molecule: messenger RNA, 657 nt
Organism: Caenorhabditis angaria
Lineage: Eukaryota; Metazoa; Nematoda; Chromadorea; Rhabditida; Rhabditidae
Source: the annotation of a GenBank genome assembly